AUGAAAAUAAAAGUUCCGUUCACGGGCGCUGAUCUGAGAGAAUGGAAAGAGGCUGCCCGAGAAUACCGUAAUGAUCCGAUAAAGACGGCACAGAAUUUUAAAUUUCUAAUAAAACAGCACAAUCCUGACUGGAGUGAUAUACAAUUAUUAUUAGAUUGUUUGACUGAAACUGAAAAACAAUUAGUCAUAAAAACAGCGGGGGAUCUCGCAAAGGAACAUUAUAAUAUAAAGGGAGAUAAUUAUAGAGAAUGGUUUCCUUUGUUGGACCCGGAAUGGGACCCAAACCGAGCCGCUGAAAUGGGAAGAUUACAAGCAUACCAGGAAUGGAUAUUCAGAGGAAUGGAAAAAGCAAUUCCUAGAACAAUAAAUUGGGCAGCGUUAUAUGAGGUCAGACAGGGUCCUUCUGAAACACCUUCAGAAUUCUUAGACAGAAUAAGAGAUGCAAUGCGCCGGCACACGUCUCUGGACCCAAAUUCGGAGGUAGGCGCACAGCAACUAAUAUCCCUCUUUUUAGGACAAUCACAGGGGGAUAUUAGGCGCAAGUUGCAAAAAUUGAGACCUCCUGAAAAUAGAGACUUGGAAAAAUUAGUAGAGGAAGCAUGGAGAAUAUUUAGUAAUCGAGAAGAAGGUUACAAGCAGGACCAAAAGAAAAUAUUAGCAGUAUUAAUAAAAUUAAAAUUAGGAGAAGAACAGGAGGAGGUGGAAUUUUUAAUAGACACAGGAGCCACCUAUUCGGUUUUGAACCAGGCUUUAAUGCCUUUGGGAAAUGAUUAUGUUUCAGUAAAAGGUGCAACUGGCCAAACUGAAAAGGCUUAUUUUUGUAAACCUUUAAAAUAUAAGUUGGGAAAACAGAUGGGGAUCCAUAAAUUCCUAUUUAUGCCAAAUUCCCCAAAGGCCCUUCUUGGUAGAGACUUAUUAGAACAAUUGGAGGCAACAAUCAAAUUUAAAAAAGGGGAAGUUACUCUGGAGGUAAAUAAUCAUCAAUACAUACAGGUUAUGAGCCUAUCUCUGGCCAAUACUCCUAUAAAAAGGGAAAUUGAUACCAGGAUUAUUGAUCAGGUAUAUCCCGGAGUAUGGGCAAUUGACAUACCGGGACGUGCCAAGAAUGCAUCACCUGUAAUAGUAAAAUUGAAGGAUGGACAGAGUGCGGUAAGAAUUAAACAAUACCCACUGAAAAGGGAAGAUAGGGAAGGAAUUCGUCCAAACAUAGAGCGAUUCAUAGAACUAAAACUACUAAAACUACUAAAAGAAUGUGAGUCAGAAUUUAACACACCUAUCCUCCCAGUUAAAAAACCUGAUGGGUCUUAUAGGAUAGUUCAAGAUUUAAGGGCCAUUAACAAAAUAACAGAGGAUCUGUAUCCUGUAGUAGCUAACCCCUAUACCUUACUUACCACCCUGACACCUGACCUAGCUUGGUUCACAGUUUUAGACUUAAAAGAUGCCUUCUUUUGCCUCCCUCUCCAUGAAGCCAGCCAAAGAAUUUUUGCUUUUGAAUGGGAAAAUCCCAGAAGCGGUCGAAAGACCCAGCUCACAUGGACGGUGUUGCCACAGGGGUUUAAAAAUAGCCCCACAAUUUUUGGAAACCAAUUAGCAAAGGAUUUGGAGUUAUGGGAACCACCGUCAGAAGAAGGGAAAGUGUUACAAUAUGUAGACGAUCUUCUUAUUGCAACCAGAACCGAAGAAUCUUGUAUUAUUUGGACUGUGAGUCUGCUGAACUUUCUGGGACUACAGGGAUAUCGAGUUUCUAAGAAGAAGGCACAGGUGGUGUUACAACAGGUCACAUACCUGGGGUACGAGAUCAGUGCCGGACAACGGGUCCUGGGGAAGGCCCGAAAAGAAGCCAUAUGCCAAGCCCCCCGACCAUGAACUGUAAAGGAACUGCAGACAUUUCUGGGAAUGACAGGAUGGUGCCGGCUUUGGAUAUGCAAUUAUGGCUUGCUUGUUAAACCAUUAUAUUCCCUGAUAGCAGCUAACCAGAAGGAUCUUCAGUGGGAUGCUGAAUCAGACAGAGCUUUCCAUGAACUGAAGAAAGCCUUGAUGUCGGCACCAGCACUAGGACUUCCUGAUGUGAGUAAGCCAUUUUUCCUAUUUUCCCAUGAGAAACAGGGAAUGGCAUUAGGAAUACUGGCACAAGAUUUGGGACCAUACAGACGGGCAGUGGCAUACUUCUCUAAACAGCUGGAUGCCACUGCAAAAGGGUGGCCUGGUUGCCUGAGAGCAGUAGCAGCCGUCAUCCUAAACAUCCAAGAGGCCCGGAAGUUUACCCUGGGCCAGAAAAUGACUGUCUUAGUAUCCCACACAGUGUCUGCAGUCCUUGAAACAAAAGGGGGGCAUUGGCUCUCCCCACAGAGAUUCCUAAAAUACCAGGCCAUAAUGGUGGAACAAGAUGAUGUUGAGAUCGUGACUACAAACAUCGUCAAUCCAGCCUCAUUUCUUAAUGGGAAUAUUGGAGAAUCAGUCGAUCAUGACUGUCUAGAAACAAUCGAAGCCACUUAUUCUAGUCGGACAGAUCUCAAGGAUGUUCCUAUUAAUGGAGCUGAACAUUGGUUCACGGAUGGGAGCAGCUAUAUGCUGAAUGGAAAGCGACAUUCCGGAUAUGCUGUUACAACCUCUGAAGAAGUGAUAGAAUCGGGGCCGCUACCAGCUGACACUUCGGCACAGAAGGCUGAAAUCAUAGCCCUUACUCGAGCUCUGGAAAGAGCUCGGGGAAAACCUAUAAAUAUUUGGACUGAUUCUAAAUAUGCCUUUGGAGUGGUACAUGCUCAUGGAGCAAUAUGGAAAGAAAGGGGACUGUUAAACUCCCAAGGAAAAAUCAUCAAACAUGCGGAAGAAAUUUUGAAACUCCUAAAUGCGGUCCAGCUUCCUGAAAGGGUGGCAAUUAUGCACAUUAAGGCACACCAGAAAGUGAGCACAGAAUUGGAAAGAGGAAAUGAACUGGCAGACAGGGAAGCAAAACAGGCAGCCAGAAAAGCAAUCAAGGUAGAGGGUGCGCUAAUACCCGAUGGACAAAUAUCUCUAGAAGGUAAACCAGACUAUACAAAAGAAGAUUGCAAACUAAUUUCUGACCUAAAGGGACCAUAUAAUGAGGAAGGGUGGGCUAUAAUCUCACAUGGGAGAAUAGUAAUUCCUUCCUACAUGACAAGUAACCCAACAAUGUGA
Messenger RNA from Falco peregrinus (peregrine falcon), 3159 nucleotides. RefSeq lists its product as uncharacterized. Gene Ontology annotation, molecular function: aspartic-type endopeptidase activity; nucleic acid binding; RNA-DNA hybrid ribonuclease activity. The transcript has 3 exons. The record is from RefSeq and is a predicted model, not a curated record. Gene Ontology annotation, biological process: virion assembly; proteolysis. NCBI's taxonomy places the organism in Eukaryota, Metazoa, Chordata, Aves, Falconiformes, Falconidae.